AUGAAUAAAAUUACGCUGGCUAAUCGAUAUCACGACCGCAUGUACCGUUACAUGAACAACCAGCCAGUGGGGAAGGAAGAAUUCACCUACUUUGAUGGAAAGCAGGUGGAUGUUAAUUCUGUGGGUGAAGAAGCGUCUAUCCCCAGCGGAACUAGUGUGGGAGAUGAAAAAAUGAAUAGUACAAACAUAGCAGGAGGUAAGACCAGCAGAAGAAGCGCAGACCAGGACGGCACCAACGACUAUAUAGCCAACGCCGGUUUAGACAGCAACAGAAGAAGUCGUGGUAAAAACAAUGGCAUGAGAAAAUGCAACAAUAACGAUAAGGAUAAUGGCGCGUACAACAAUGGCACUUCAAGUAGCUGCUCCAACAACAUUUUUGAGGAACAAAAAACAGGUAGCACGUUGUCUGGGAAGAACAAGAAGAAUGAUCUGGUUAGCAGUUCCUAUUGUGAUGGCUUGGGAGGUAAAGCGGCGAACGACACGGGGCUGGGAAUCCCCAUCAAAGGAAACGAUAACCAUAACACCGUCGUGAGGGCUGUAAGCAGCGGGAAUGCUGGCACGGAUAUUGUGGCCGAUUCAACAAUUGCGUCAGUGAUGUCCUGUCAUAAGACAAGGACAGACGAUGUACGAAGCGGUAAAGUAGUCCCUAACUUUAGAGGUAGCAUAUAUGGUGAAAUGAAUCUGGACGGGGGUAUCAACUACCAUUCAAUAAGCUACGAAAGUAUCGACAGACACGUGGACAACGGAGAGGAUAAAAGCGCACAGGUGUUGAAUGAACGAGCCUUUGAAGAAAGAGGGACUAACUUGGACGCAAAUGAUAAUGCCAAUUUGGAACAUGCCUUUACCAAUAAUUUCAACCGAGCUCAGCUUCGGUUCAGUGACGAGAUGGACGACCUCUGCAACAUAAGACGAUUUGUGAACAACACCAACAGCAACUUCGAAAAGUUGGAGCACUCUCUCACACCGUUUGAUCAGUGUGCCAAUCGGGGCACGCAUGCAAAUAGCGAAAAGGACGGCGAUGGGGAUGGUGGCAACGAUGGCGAUGGCGGUGAUGACAAUGAAAAUGACGAUGAGGAGGAGGACGUAAAAAAAGGCGGACUUCUUCUUAACAUGCCAAGUUGCAGUUUUUCCACAUAUUACAAAAGUGACACUGUCGAGGGGGGGACCACGUCCAGCGAUGUGAAGGAAGUGUCUCCUAACGUCGGCGCCGUGUAUGACUGUGGAAAUCCUUGUGGAGCAGAAAGGCGCUGUGUGAAGCAAUGGAAGCGGGAUUCACCAGUUACCGAUAAUAAGGGGAACACCUCAAUCGACUGCGGCGAUACGAGUGGGGAGGAAGAACUUGCGGGGAGCAGCAACGGGGAGAUGUCUAGGUGCAACAUAAGCGACAUCGUGAACCAGAACAAUAACGUCGGCAUCGGCAAGGAGAGUAGUAAUAGCGCCCACCGAAACAGCAGUGUCGGAAGCAAAAACAGAAAAGGUAAUAGGGGAAACAGGAACAAGCAACAGAACAGGAAAGGUAGCAAAAGGAAGAACAGCACGAAUAAGGCAGAGACGAGAGUCAAAGGCGCGCACUCUGAGGUUCGGGCAGAUGAGAAUGCCGCUAACGACGCUAACGACACUAACGAUACCAACGACACGAUUGACACUAACGAUGCUAAUGACUCAAAUGACUCUAACCAGGCAAACAACGUUAACGGUCCAUGCGCCCCACAAAGCGCCAACACAACGAGCGGUGCAAACAAAAAGGCCCAGAAGAACAGAGUGAUGAUAAACCAAAACAGCUUCCCUGCCCAGAACGACAGGAACAACUCCGUGCAAGCCCUCAGUGGGGUAGAUGACCUGGUAAACUUGGCCACCAUGCAAAAUUGCGCCAACAGUAGUAGGGGCAGCCCUGUAGACAGUUCCAACGCGAGCACGAUGAAGAGUGUGGCGGAAGAUUUAGACCUGAUUUUCUUUCGUGAAAACGAGGAUCCCUUAGAGGAACAUUAUAUGCUGUUGGAAGAAGAUGAUUAUGGAGUUCAAAAGGGGGAGGAAAGGAGCGGAAAAAAGGACACCCUCGUUGAAAAAGACAUUGCCAUGGAAAAAGACAUCGCUGGGUUGAACAACACUUUCAACAUAUUGAGGAAUAACCUGUAUCAUAUCUUUAGCGACUCGUGCGAUGAGCAAUGCAGUGACGAGUAUCGUGUGGACAGUUUGGACGGCGACGCGGAUAGAAGUAGGAACAGGGGUAGCGAAAAUGUUAGUUUCGUGGACAAGCAUAGGGGCGACACGCAUAGAAGCGACAUGCAGCAGGGUCCUAUGCAGAGCGCAUUGGGGCAAAAGGGACUGGCACAAAUAGGCUUAACGGAGCGAAGCUUGAUGGAACGGGGCUUCAUUGAACGAGGCUUGAUGGAACAGGGCUUGAUGGAACACGAGUUGACGCAGCACGGGUUGGCUCAACGCGUCUUGACUAAUCAGUGGUUCGCCACACAGCCCCCUCUGUAUGAAGAGGAUGCGGAGGAGGAAGACAGAUUAGGAAUUAAUGACCUUCGCGGUGACAAAAGCGCAUUCAGGGGCCAGCACCCUUUAAGCGACGCACCCUAUAGCGGUUUACUACAGGCUCCAUGUAUGAGCAGCCUGAUGGGCAAUGUGCCCUACGCACCCAGUGUGAGGGAAAUCGUACCCCACAACAGAUACGGCCUGAGCAGCCUUUCCGGUGUAAACAGUAUUGGCAUGGUUAGCGACAAUGUGAUGAAGAAUACAAAUGGGCACAGCGCGAAUGGAGCGCACCAAUCUCCCUUCAUCCACAACCAUCAUAAUAGAACCAAUUUGAGCGCAGCAGCGGGGAAGAAUUGUGAAAUGGAAGAAACGCACCAGAACAGUCGUCUCAAUGGAAAUGCGGUUAACGGAAAAGAAAAUGGAAAUAGCCAUAGGUCCAAAAAAAUAGGAAAUGAAAAUAUGAUUAUUGAAAGACCCGUAACAUUAAAUAAUUCUCAAAUGUUAGAGGCAUUCAUGCAAGGAAGACUUUGCUUAAGUUGUGACUCGCUUGACCAUCCCAUGCCAUUGUGUCCUAACAAUUCUUUUGUCUGUCCUAACUGCCACAACAUUUCCCAUAGAGGAAACGAUUGUCCCAUGAAGUGCCGUUUUUGCCUCAAAUACCAUGUGGGUAUAUCCAUCAUGGACUGUUUAAAGAAGGCAAGAAUACAGAGUGAAAAGAAUUGUUCAAAUGAAGAAAAGAACGAAACAAACAGAGUGGGAAAAAAUGUGAAGAGUAACGAAGAUAGAGUUAGUGUAGGACCCAGAUUUGAUAUAACUACGAGGCCUGACAACUCCUAUGGAAGAAGUGUAUAUGUAUCGAAUUUGACCGAAGACAUAACCAAUGUACAACUAAGAGAUGCCAUUAACAAUAACUUAGAGAAUGGGUACGUAGUAAAUAUUGACAGACAGGAUGGAUAUGCAUUUGUCGAGUUGUCUAAUUUGAAUUCUACUUUUCAGCUGGUGCAGAAAUGUAUUAACAUAAAUUUUAGGAAGUUAAAAAUACAGUUUAAAAAAACAGGGCAAUUUUUGAUACCUGAUAAUUUGUCUUUAAACAUGAAUAAUUUGGUUACCCUUGGUUUGCAACGAGGUGGAGCAGGGGGAGCUACCCUUGUGCAGAGCAAUAUGGGGAAGAACGCGACGAAUGCUGCUAUGUGUAGGAAGAACCCGUCUAAUGGUGUGAAUGGUAAUGCGUUAAGCAGCGGAAGUGGUGCCACCAGUGGGAACGCUGUCGAGGUUUGUACCAAGUUGAGGUUGGUAGGAAGUAAGGGAGGAAGUAAUAACUGCACAAAUGGAGGCGCCAUACCGGGCGAUGGCAAGGGGAAAUACGCGUGCAAGUCGACCAGUGCGAAGUGUCCGAAGGUUCAGCAGCAGAAGAAGCAACAGGGGAAGCAGACACAGGAGGGCCAACUGCAACCCCUGCAGAUGAUCCAACUAGCACAGACAACGGAAUCGGCCCAGGCCGCGCAACCAACGCAGACAAUGCAACUUGUAGAGUCAGCGCAAUCCGUGCAGCAAAGGAAAAACAGGCACAAGGAUAACCUCAAGCAAGGAAGAGCUGUGCACACUAACGGCGCCUCUUCCGUGGAUAAGAACCCGAGCGUAAUAGGUGCCAUCCUGAGCCAAAAGAAAAGCAAACUGGUAGGUGAGAAGAACAACCAGGAGAAGGGAAGAAGGGGAAGGAUAUCCGAUGGAACUCUUCCCACAAUGAGCAACGGAGGUAUAAGUUACGAUACAGUCGGCGAGGCGGCCUCCUUUUUGUAUGGGUUCAAAAAUCCUCACAGUGUAGGAAUUCCAAGUGCACAAGUGUUGAAUUUGCCCAACGGCCACCUCUUAUUAGCACAGCACCUGGAUUGUGCCAAGAUGGGAACAGUAGCAGAAGGACUGAAUAGAAACUACUACGACUUCAUAUGCACCAAUGGCCAAAUGAUGAAGACCAUAAAUGUAAAUAAUAUGCCGCGCCUUCCUGCCCUGUGUAGCACUGGUGCUGGUAACGGUGCAAAUGAUAUAUACAAGAAUGAGGUGGCUGAUGUUGGCCUGCUUUACGAAGGAAGUAAAAUACCCCUGAAAAUGGCAAACGAUAUGAAUGGAAAGAACGAACUACAUAAAAGCAUGACAACAGAGACGAACAAAACAACAGCUACCACCACAACCUCGUCGGACAAUAUGUUGAGCACGCAACUGUUCAAUGGUGGUGUGUCCUCCCCCAUGGGGAGAAGCUUGAACAAAUUUGAUGAUAUGAUGAAGGAGACCCAUCUGUCUACGGUGAUGGAAGCCAGCGGGGGUGCCACCAUGAACGAAAAAUUGACCAGAUGUUUGAAUGCUUCUCUACAAGAUGGGAUGUUCACGGGUGGAACCAUGUCCCUGAGUCACUUGGCCGACAUGGAUAGGCGGGGCAGCCAGUUUAGUGGCGGUGCUUACCUCGGCCCUUACAACGAUCGCUUCACGCCUAAUGUACAUAACGACCACCGCUACCGCACCAACAGCGGCGACAACAAUAACACCUGCCACAGCACUCACAACAGCAACGUGUCAGAUGGCCGACCCAACAUAGACCUAAAAUCAAUCGUGAAUAACGCCAUAGAAGUGAACCAGGACGUGUUAAAUUAUGACCAGGUCAGUUUUGCCAACGCGGCGGGGGAGGGUCUUCUCCACAAUGACGUUCCUGCCUCGGCUGGUAGUGAUGCGCCUGGUGCCUACACCCUUGGCAAGUGCGACGUUUCUGGCCCAUGCCACUCCAACGAAAAUUACACGGGGCAAAAUAAAAUGUACACUGAUAAACAAGCCAUAGUUGGUCCAUACAUGAAUUUUGAGGCAAGCAUGAAUGGAAAUAACAUAUGGAAGGAUAGAAGCGGUGGUAGUGGUAGUGGCGUUAGUGGUGGCAACCAGCGUCACUCUCAUUUGAAACAUUCGUACAAUAACAUUUGCGACGAUAUGUUUUUUGCGAACCACGACAUGUAUGAUGUAUUUUCGCGCUUCAAUGCGAUAAAGGUGGAUGACGACAGGGGAGGCAGCGGAAGGGGCAGUGGCAACGUUAGCGGCACGAUUGGCGACGGGGUUGGCCACCCCUUCGCCGUGGGCACUAAUCAGCACAACGACGGCUGCAAUCAAAACACCAAAUGUGGUCACAGCGCCGUGCACCAGGUGCCAUCAUUGCCAAAUGAGGCAACGGAUGGGAAGAACAAAAUAAAGUUCGUAAACCUCAGCCCUAAUACGUUUCAACAAUUGAGCAACCUUCACGCCAAAGAAGACGUAGACCUUAUGGACGACGACUCUUACGUGAGCAGCAUGAAGUACAAAGAGCUAGAUGCCAUUGAGAAAGAUUUGGAGAAGCACAUCAAGGCUUUGUGGAACCUCCGCAAGAUAAAGUUGGUGAAGACACACGAUAUUACACAACCACACAACGGAUUUGUGUAG
Molecule: messenger RNA, 5931 nt
Organism: Plasmodium fragile
Lineage: Eukaryota; Apicomplexa; Aconoidasida; Haemosporida; Plasmodiidae
Exons: 1
Coding region: 1-5931 (1976 amino acids)
Molecular function (GO): RNA binding
Source: RefSeq, a predicted model, not a curated record